ACUAUUUAACGGUAGUUUUCGAAUGAAAUCGUGAAAUCCCCCGAAUUCAUGAGGGGAUUGGGAUUUUCUUUGAGAGAUAAACCGACACAACAAAUGUUAUUUCCUCUUUCCCUUGUAAUUCUAAGGGUAUGAAGAACAUCUGUUUCGAACUAGGAUCUUAAAAUCACUAAACUAACCUUGUCUGCAGAAUUAGGGUUCGGGUCUAAAGUGAAAAUUUAGGGUUUUUGUAAAUCCCAUAAAAUGUCGACGGGCAAACCCAGAGAUGCUGAUUUUCAGAUUGUCGCAGCGCCAGGAAAUUCGAAACCGCCCCUCCCGCCAACAGCAGCAGCAUCGAGUGCGCUAGUGGAGUAUACUCCUGUCGUUUUCAAGGAGGAAGAGGAGGACCUAGAAGUCAAGCUGCGACGUAUUAUCGACAAUGUUCCCGUUCGUGUUAGCAACACUUCUGGUAGUUCCGCCGGUUCAGGAUCCGGCGACUUCCACCAGUAUCGGCAGAUGAGACGCAAGGAGCAAGAUCGUCUUGCUAGAAUGGAAGUCGAUUACCAGAAGAGAAAAGAGUUGGCAGAAUUUAAUUUAAGAAGGGAGGAAAGAUUAAAAGCAGCAGAGGAAAGGACAGCAAAGAAGCGAGCAAAGCGUCAAAAGAAGAAGCAAAGGAAAAAGGAGAAAAAGAUAAAAUUAAAUGCCGAAGGAGAACAGCAGCGAGAGAAACAAGAGUCCUCAAGUGAUGGAGACACGGACAACAGUGAGGAGCCAGCACCGUAAAACAAGCUUUGGUGGUAGGUGGUAAUAUCUGGCUUAGUUAAAACACAGGCAUGACUCUGGGUUUUCAUUAUUUGUAUCCCAAAAGUGAUUUAUGUGGUACUUUGUUCGAAAGGGAUUUAAGCAACAAAAUUGAUGCAGUGAGAAAACAAUUCUUACAAGCUUUUCUACUAAAAA
Vigna angularis (adzuki bean) is the source of this 933-nucleotide messenger RNA. RefSeq lists its product as uncharacterized. The transcript is spliced from 2 exons. Gene Ontology annotation, molecular function: double-stranded RNA binding; protein kinase binding; protein kinase inhibitor activity. Gene Ontology annotation, cellular component: nucleolus. The coding region runs from base 241 to 759 and encodes 172 amino acids. Gene Ontology annotation, biological process: negative regulation of protein kinase activity. NCBI's taxonomy places the organism in Eukaryota, Viridiplantae, Streptophyta, Magnoliopsida, Fabales, Fabaceae. The record is from RefSeq and is a predicted model, not a curated record.